Molecule: messenger RNA, 2098 nt
Organism: Lytechinus variegatus (green sea urchin)
Lineage: Eukaryota; Metazoa; Echinodermata; Echinoidea; Temnopleuroida; Toxopneustidae
Exons: 6
Coding region: 248-1087 (279 amino acids)
Molecular function (GO): protein binding
Source: RefSeq, a predicted model, not a curated record
CAGCCAGAAAAAGGAUAAAAUAGAGUGCAAUCGUGAGGUUAGUGGUACAGUUAGAGAAUUGGUACAGCAUCAGACUGAAGACCGAGGGUUGGUACACUUGGAGCCCUGACUUCGAGAAGAUUAAACAGAAGCAUUACGAGUCCGUAGCACCCUUCGCCCUGGUGACACUGUCCUCGGCAACUCGGUGGUGUCUACCAACUUAAUCAUUCAUUAAUUUCCAUAGUACAGUCGACCUUGAAUAACUACGAUGAAGUCUUUAACAAUUCUUGUCGUCGUCCUCGCGCUCGUUCUCCUCGUCGCUCGCGUCGAUGCUUCGAAGAAGAAAGGAAAACACGACAAACACGGAGGAAGGGGAGGAGGACCAGGAGGACGUUCACGACAUCAUCGCGGCCAUCCCCACGACCAUCAUCACGACCACCACGACCAUCGCCAUGACCACCAUGAUCACGGCCGUGACCACAGCCACGAUCACCACCAGCAUGAUGAUGGUCACAAACACCAUAGCUCAGGGUCGCAUGGUCACCAAACUGAGUAUGGUCAACACGAAGUUGGUUAUCGUCAUCGUCGUGACAUCAUCAACGGAACCGAAGAAAACGAUACGAUGACGACCUUAGAACCGGGGAGGUGUUCAAAAGUCGUGAGUGUUACUGUAACAUUUGCCCAGUCCUUUCAGAAAUCAAGAAAAGUGCCGAAAAUUGUCAGAUGUGGUUGGCUCCAUCUAGCCAAGUGUAAAGUUUACAAACUAGAGUAUGAGACUGCUUAUCGCACUGCUACACGAGUUCAGUAUGCAAUUGUCAGGAAAUGUUGUCCUGGUUUCAUGGAAGUCAAUCGUGUUUGCGAACCUAUUGGAGGGAGAACAACUCCAGCGCCCCCGACGACGCCUACGACCGCGGCACCGACUACAACCGCCAUGCAAAGUACUACCGAUGUCCCGGACGACUACAAGAUUAUGAUUGGUGAUAAGAUUCAAAAGAUCGUCUCAGCCGUCAUCAUCCUCGUUCUCAUCCUCUUCACGGGUUGCUGUAUCGGAGCCUGUCUGGUGUACAUCUGCAAAUGUUGCCACGGGAAAAAGGGCAGUUAUGUCUAGUCUCAACUUGAGCCUUAUGCACUGCUUCAAACCUUCAACAUAAGCAGAGUGGAAGCCUCAUAUUUAAACAUUCGAUGUGAAUUUGACGAGCGAACAUUUCUACGAAAUAUUCAACUCACGGAUUAUCUAUGAGUGACGAAAGUUUUUUUUUCGGUUUUCGGUUUUAAGAAUUCAUUUUAUGGCAUGACAUAAUUUGAGGUCUCGAAGGAGGAGAAAAUGUUUGUUUAUUUGAAAUGAAUUUGUUAAGAAUAAGAGUCAUCGAUAACGGAAAGGGACUGUUUUGUGAAAUGAUCAUAAUUAAUCCCAAUUAAAUGAUUGGCUGAAAUAUAUAACGUGACUAGAUACUUAUAAAUGCUAGCAGGAAAAAAACUAACGACAAAUAAUAAUGACUAUUUUUUUUUGACUGGUCACAGUUUGAAAUUAGUAUGUCUGAUAAAAAACACGGAUCCAUACCGCUAUGUAUAACUUUAAACUAUAUAUAAUAUUAAAUUUGCUCGGGCAUUAGAAUAACUAUCCACAAGUACAUUUCAAACAGUUCAGGUGUCCUCAGCUGUGCAUCUGAUCUGUUCCAAUGAUAUCUCGACUCGUGUGUAAUCCUUAGUAAUGCCAGAUGAUGUGUGAUUAUAUUGCUGUCAACUUCGGCAGCUAUAGUAUUGUUUAUAUCGCAGUCAGGCGGGUCUUCGACUGUAUUGUAUAUAAUGUUUGCAAAUACUUCAUAACCGUAUGAUUUUGUUUUCUAUGAACUAUUUUGAAAGUUUUGUAUAUAUAUAUAUACUUCUUAUAGCAAUAACAACAGUCUUAAUUUACCCAGGGUAUCCACUUGUAUAAGUUAUACAGCGGGCCCUGUAUAACAUACAUAGGUUAUUAUUACCCUUGGCAAGAAAGCAGGUUUCACUAAUCAUAUUCAUUGCUAUGACCUGGUCAUAUAUGUUAAUGUAUAUAUACGAUUUGUUCAAUGUACAUGUUUAAUAAAAAUUCAUGUAUUAAAAGUGUACAACAUUUUAAUAAGAA